CAUCAUGGUGAUGUUGUCUAAUUUUCCAUGUUAAAUAUCCUUUUAAUUCGUUAAUAUUAUAUGUAGAUGUUUCAUAUAAAUUAAGUUUAGUAAUUCUAAUUCUCUUUCUAUAAUCAUAUUUUAUUUUCUACAUUUUUUACUGAAUGUUGUAGCUUUUAUAUUUCAUUUAUUACUUGGUUACUUUCCGUCUCUUUUUAUUCUAAAUAUUUUUCAAUUAAUGGAAUAUGUUUUAUUCUUUAUGAUUGUGUUCCAUUUAUCUUUCUUUGGUUUUGAUGUAUUGAUGAUCGAUUAGGUUUUAUUUGAACUAUUUCUAGUGGUGCUUCUAAUUGAAUUAGGAUGUUUAAUUAGAUAUUAUAAUAUUAAUUUUAAAUAUUAAUUAUUAUAUUCUAGUGUACUGAUUAUUUGUUUAAUAUUCAUUUAUUAUUUUUUCUAAUUUAUCUAUUUUAUGAAAAAUUUUGAUUAGCCAUUUUAGUAAUAAUAUGUUUAGAAGGUUUUCUAAUUUUUAUAUUAGAUAAACUUGUUGAAAUAUAGUUUUGAAUGUUUUUAAAAUUUUUGGGUACCAAAAAGUAAUUAAAAUUUUGGGUUGGAUGGAAAAGUAGACGGAUGCACAUAUUGUCGACUUUAAUGGUACCCGACGUCCUAUUCAAACUUAAGUGGUAUAUCCACCCAAAUUCUCAAAUUUAAGUGAUAACCGAGCUAUUUUACCCGUUGGUUCCCUAAAUCAACUAAUGCACCAAACCGGUCAAGGUCUUUAAAACCCUUUUGACUAAGAAGGAAACAAGUUUCCAGGUAAAUCGUAAGUUCUUUUAGUUGAAGGACUUGUUUGAAAGGCUUGCAUAAUAUAAGAUUAAGAGCGAAAAUUUUCCAUAAGAUCCAAAUUCUCAAUACGGGCCCGGUCAGGCACACGAGUGGAACUGUGGAAGUCGCCUUGUUCUGAGCGGAUUUGGAUUAGGGAUGUCUAUAUAUAAAUUCUAACCGUCUGAGUGUCUCUGCCGCUGCCCUGCAUCUGUAAAAGCUCUGAACUCUUUGGCUUCGAGAUCCAACUCCUCCUUUGCUGUUGUCAAGCCUUCCCCAGCAUAAAAAAGGCGACUUUGCUGCAGAGUUCGCCGAGUUCUUAUAUGUAUAUUGAUCUGAGAUCCUAAUCUCUUAGACGUCUCUGCCGCUUCCCCGCAUCUGAACUCUAUUUGAGUUCUCGCUUUGGCUCUCGGAUCCGUACUACUCUGUUUUUUCUUAUCGGUGUUCUUCCCAAACCCACCCAGAUAAAGGCGCCUUGAGUUAAGUAGAUAAGAGGCGAUUAAGGUGGAGAUCUCCCUAAUAUUUGAAGAGAUACGAACAAGUUUCCAGGUAAAGGAAUGAAAACUCUGCAAUCUGAAUCCAUCUUUCCUAGGAUAUAGAGGAAGAUACUUAUGCUAUCAGUCAUCGUUUUGCAGCGGAGACAGCAGAGAAGAAAAGACAGAUCCAGCCAGGCGCCCACCUUACAACUAUGUCGUCCAGUUCUAGUUUUGCAGAUCAGAGGGGAGAAGAAAAUAAAGGAGCUGACCCUGCAACCGUCGCCGCUGAAGGCUCUGUUUUAACUGGACACGAGAAAGAAGAACUAUGGGAAGGAGGUGAUAGUAAUAGUUGUAGUUUGGACCGUAUUAAUGGAUUCCCUGACGAAAUCCUCGUCAACGUUCUAUCCUCCUUGACCCUCAAGGAGGCAGCUAGAACUUCAGUCCUCUCAAAUAGGUGGAAAGAUUUGUGGAAAUCCGCGGUAACAGUUAUGGACUUCGAGCACUUGACGAAGUUGAAUCAAAUUCUGGACAGACACGCGGCUCCCAAAAAACAAAUUCGAAGGUGGCAGAAGGAGCACAGGCGUUGGUUCAUUGAUUGGGUGAAUGGGGUUUUGACGCAGCUGCAGCAGCAGAACCAUCGUGGCUCGAAAUUGAGCAAGUUCCGAAUAUGUUUCACCUUGAACAAAAGGUGCAAUUCUGAAGGGGAUAUUGAUCGAUGGCUGGAGUUUGCAAUAUCGAGGGAAGUUGAGCAUCUUGAGCUGUCCUUGAAUAUGAUGCGUUUGUGGGGAGAGUGGGAUUAUGAUUCUUAUCCCUUCUCGCAAGGUUGCUUCAAUCACAUCAAAACUCCAACAGGGUUGUCCAAUAUUAAGUCUCUAAGAUCCUUACGUUUGAGUUAUGUUGCUGUCAAGGGCGAGGUGCUCCAACACUUCAUCUCUAAUUGUCCCUUCCUUGAAGUGUUGGAUGUGGAACAGUCAAGAUUGCUAAAGGCGCUCAAGGUCGUGGGUUCAUCAACAUCUCCACUUCCGUUAAAGCAUUUGGAAGUGAAAGGCUGUCUCUUUCUAAGGUCGGUAGAGAUUGAACACGCUCCCCAUCUCUCACACUUGAUUCAUGAAGGCAGGGUUGCGGAAUUGCAUGUUGACAAUUGUCCCCGUCUCGUGGAUGUGACCAUUUUUUUCGACGACUGGCAUCCUUCCAAAAUUCCAUUCCUUUCUAGCUAUGCCGGUCAAUUGGAGUCCCUGACGCUGGAGACGAGCCAGCGUGCUAUCAAGUUUCUGGAUGUGCCUGAACUCCCUCGCCUUAAGUCGCUGACACUAAGAACUGAUGCAUUAAGCUGUGAUAGUAUACUUGGCUUGAUUCCUGUGAUCAACGCAUGCCCUAGUUUGCAGAAACUGACGGUGAAGCUGCUGCUCUAUUCACGCGAUUCCAGCGACCACUCAGGUCCGUACGAUCAGCAAGGUGGGAUAGCACAUUGCGAAGGCAUCAAAGUGGUAGAGGUUGUUGGGUUUUCAGGCUAUCAUGUCGACUGCGAAUUUGUUGAUUAUGUGUUGGAGCAUUUCGUGGGGUUGGAGAGGAUGGUGAUUGAUAGAGGUUUGACCACUCCCUUUAGGGGCGAGUUAAAGAACAAUUGCAGCAAGAAACAAGCCAAGAAAGCCAGGAAGCUUGCGUUGAAUUACAAAUCCAAAGCAUCUGCGUCACUUGAAUUUCUUGUAAUUUAGUUGUUUCGUUAUUCGUGUGUGCAUGCCGCCAUUCAAAGGGAUAAACUAGCAGACUGUAUCAUUUUUUACACAUUAACUUGGGAUUUCAUAAAAGGAGUAUGUAUAAUGCAAUAUGCACAUAAGAAGAUAAAUAAAAUGCAAUGCUGUCAAAGCCGAGCUGGAGUAUGACCCGGUAACGUGAACGACUUGGUCAUUAGCGGUCCAGUCGACAUUAGACCGUUUAAAAACCGUUUGAGAACCGGUACCUAAUAAACAGUCAUCUGUAAU
Messenger RNA from Linum trigynum, 3253 nucleotides. NCBI's taxonomy places the organism in Eukaryota, Viridiplantae, Streptophyta, Magnoliopsida, Malpighiales, Linaceae. The record is from the annotation of a GenBank genome assembly.